UAAGUCGUGCUAUGUUGAUAUGCGACGAUGAUGAGCCUUCACCCGUCUCCAGUGACGAAGUAUUUUUCAUAUGCGAGGAGCAGACUAAUGUCAAAUGUGAUGAUAAAAAAAUAAUAAAAGACUCAAAUGAUAAAAUGAAAAUUGAAUUCUAUCCACGAAUCCAGUCUGGCAUUACUAAAAAAACAAAUAAAUCAUUGAAAACAGACAGUAUUGAUGAGAUUAAAAAUACCCAGAAAAAAAUUGGUAAUAUUUUGGGUAGAAAGAAGAAUAAAAAAUUAUUCUGCGAUGCAUCAUCGUGCACUGCUGACGAUAAUAAUCAGAUAUUUGAAAAAAUCAUAACAACUGGUGAUAACGAUGAUGGACAUGAGACUGCUCACACUAUACUCGUUAAAAUACAGGUUGAAAAUUGCUCUCAGUGCCCAGAUAAAUCGAUAUCAGUAUACUCACACGAUAUGAAUAAGAAAAAAAUCAACUGCAUUGAGCAGUGUAAGAUUAAAAAUAGCAAAACCGUUGCUGUACAGGUGAAUUUCAAUUCAAUUGAAUCGGCUGUUGAAUCGCAGUGCGUUAAAAUAAGUAAAAUACGUAGAUGCAGUAGGGCAUCGAGAUUCUCACAGACAUCGAUAACAUCAAAUAAGGGAAAGAGAACGAAUGAGCAGGAUGUUGAGAAAUCACCAGUGGCAUCAGCAUCCAGCCAACCAGAGAAUCCAACGAAAAUAUAUCUGUGGAGGGGGAAGAACUUUAAGAGCCAAUCGAUGACGCAUAAGACGAAUGAGAAGAACAGCGAGGGCACUGUUGUUUGUGAUAAUGAGGACAAGAGCAAGAAGAUACAGGAGAAGAGCUUUUCCGUGGACAGGGGAUCGUUCAAGAAGAAGAAGAGUCAGGCUAUAAGUCCCAAUAAGAAGUCCAAUCGUUCGUCUUUGACUAUUGGCUCUGAUAAUAUCUCCAUUAAUCUGUCGAAAUAUUCACCGUGUGCUAGCAGGCUUGCAGCUAGCUCCAAAAUUCUGGGGAAUAAUGUCAAUUCUUCGUCAACAUUGAGCCCAGAGAGUCCAUUGCAUGCUGUCAGACCCAAGAGUCCAGGACGUCUCCCUGAACCUGGGCUGGAGAAGACUGAGGCUGAGAAGAUGACUCUGCAAGCCAGUUUAUCACUCAAUAUUGAUCAGUUCAAGAAGACACAUCAUACUCCUCGUAGCAGAAGCGUUGGGGAUAGUUGUGUCACUUCACCCACUAGUGAAGCCACGACGACCAUGAGUUACUCACCAACUGGAACUGAAAUUCUAUCUCUCGAUGAUGUUGGACAGCAACACAAUUCAACGAGUAAUGAUUUGUCGCUGUCAGCACCGGAUUUGAAAGUUCUUAAUGGCAUUGGGGGACUGACGACACCUUCCAAGGUUAAUCUUGAGACGAAGUGUUAAUUAUUGGGUUUUUUGGGAUCUACGGGGAGUGUGAUUCUGAAUGAUAGGAAUUCAAUUCUGUUUUAAUGGUUUUGAAGAAAGUGCUGGGGAGGAGUUGAAAAUUUUCGGGUAAAGUUUGGUGUUUCUUUUGAUGAAAAACUUGAGGAGAUUGCAGAGAGAAAUUUUCUUUGGUGGAAACCUUUUUGUUUGUUUUGCUUUGGGAAGAUCAAGAGGUAAAUCGGGGUCAAGAUUUUAUUGAAGGGCUUCGGAAGAAAUCUCUCACCUGUUCAGAUUCUUUUCUUUUACAAUCAGUUUUUGAAGAAUAUUUUGGAGUUUAUUAAAAAGAACUGGGAAAUUUCGUCGAGA
Molecule: messenger RNA, 1757 nt
Organism: Diachasma alloeum
Lineage: Eukaryota; Metazoa; Arthropoda; Insecta; Hymenoptera; Braconidae
Exons: 1
Coding region: 12-1412 (466 amino acids)
Source: RefSeq, a predicted model, not a curated record